AUGGAAAAGAAGGUUAGUAACUUCAUCAAUGAUGAUCUUUCAUUUAACAUUCUUUCCAAAUUGCCUUUAAAAUCUGUGAAGCGAUUUGGGUGUGUUUGCAAAUCAUGGUCAAUUAUAUUUGAAAACCAUCAUUUUAUGAAAAUGUUCCGCUCAAAUUUCAUAUCUAAUCAUCAUUCUUUCUAUGACGAUACAUCUGUCCUCCUACAGGUUACUCGUAGAUAG
This is a messenger RNA of Lathyrus sativus (Indian pea), 222 nucleotides long. Lineage: Eukaryota; Viridiplantae; Streptophyta; Magnoliopsida; Fabales; Fabaceae. The record is from the annotation of a GenBank genome assembly.